GGGAGCGUGAGACAUUUGGAGUUCAUUUCCACGCCCCACGCCCCCCACCACCCGGACCGGCUCGGACCGCGGGCGUCUCCCGGAGCGGGUGCUGGCUCUUCCGCUCUCCGUCGCCUUUCUGAGGUUGGGCUGGCCUGGUCCCCGGGCGCUGCGGAGCCCGGCGUCCGGCUGCGCGAUGUCCGGCCUGGGGGGGGCCCUGCGCUGCUGGGCCGCGCUGCUCCGCCAGCCCCGGCGCCCUCCGCGCGCGGCGCGCUCCGGGGCGGUAGGCUUUCACAGCCAGACUGCACAGGCAGUGUUAACAUCCCAACUGAAACCACAUCAAGAGAAGCCAAAUUUUAUCAUUAAGGUUCCAAAGGGCACCAGGGAUUUAAGUCCUCAGCAGAUGGUUGUGAGGGAGAAAAUUCUUGAGAAGAUAAUCGGCUGCUUUAAACGUCACGGGGCAAGGGGGUUGGACACGCCAGCAUUUGAGCUAACAGAAACGCUCACUGAAAAGUAUGAGGACACCUUCGGCCUCAUGUACGAUUUGAAGGAUCAAGGUGGAGAGUUGUUGUCUCUUCGAUAUGACCUUACUGUCCCUUUUGCUCGCUAUCUGGCCAUGAAUAAACUGAAGAAGAUGAAGCGAUACCAAGUUGGAAAGGUGUGGCGUCGAGAGAGCCCAGCCUUAGUGCAGGGCCGCUACCGGGAGUUCUGCCAGUGUGAUUUUGACAUUGCUGGUGAAUUUGACCCUAUGAUCCCUGAUGCAGAAUGUCUGAAGAUCAUGUGUGAAAUCCUAAGUGGAUUGCAACUGGGGGACUUUCUCAUUAAGGUAAAUGACCGUCGGAUUGUAGAUGGGAUUUUUGCUGUCUGUGGUGUUCCUGAGGACAGGUUCCGUACCAUCUGCUCCUCAAUGGACAAACUAGAUAAGAUGUCUUGGGAAGAUGUGAGACAUGAGAUGGUGGCAGAGAAAGGCCUGGCUCCCGAGGUGGCUGAUGGAAUUGGGGAGUAUGCCCAGUGCCAUGGGGGGAUAUCCUUGAUAGAGGAAUUGUCCAAGGAUCCUAGACUGUCCCAAAGCCAGCUGGCCCUGCAGGGCUUAGGGGACCUGAAGCUGCUCUUUGAAUACCUGACUUUAUUUGGAAUUGCUGAGAAGAUCUCCUUUGACUUAAGUCUGGCCCGGGGCCUGGACUAUUAUACUGGAGUGAUCUAUGAAGCAGUACUACUGCAGUCUCCAGGUCAGGCUGGAAAGGAGGCUCUGAAUGUGGGUAGUGUGGCCGCUGGUGGACGCUAUGACGGGCUGGUAGCCCAGUUUGAUCCCAAGGGCCACAGGGUGCCCUGUGUGGGGUUGAGCAUUGGAGUAGAGAGAAUCUUCUGUCUUGUGGAGCAGAAGAUGAAGGCUUCUGGUGAGAAGGUUCGAACCACAGAGACCCAAGUGUUUGUGGCCACACCCCAGCAGAACUUUCUCCGAGAACGGUUGAAGCUAAUCGCAGAGCUUUGGGAUGCUGGGAUCAAGGCAGAGAUGCUGUAUAAGAACAAUCCUAAGCUGUUAACCCAGCUGCAUUACUGUGAGAAAACAGACAUUCCUCUGAUGGUCAUCAUUGGUGAGCAAGAACAGAGAGAAGGCGUCAUCAAGCUCCGCUCGGUGGCCAGCAGAGAAGAAGUGAUCAUUAACCGAGAAAGUCUUGUGGCUGAAAUUCAGAAGCGACUGUCUUGAUUGUUGCUUGGCUUCUGUCUGCUGCCCUUAGAAGAAGAGUUUUCAUCUAGGACCAAGUUCUGAUGGAUGUUACGACAGCUGGCCAGCAUGAAUAUUGUACAAGUGCCUUCUGCUUCCUUCCAUCCUGGAUACAGAAUCCUAAGGAUUAGCGCUACUCUGCUAGAGCGAAGAUGGCUGGCCUGCACAAGAGGCCUACUCUAGCUGCAAAGGCAGGUCUGAAGUGCCUCUGAGCUCUGUCGAGGGAUUUUAAGAUGGUUGCUGUGAGCAAGACCCUGAACCACUGAAAUGAGAGGCUAAAUGUGUACUUAACUGUAGUAUGGGAACCAGAUUUAUCUACAUCAGACUAUGGUUUGUCCGUGGAGUAUUAAAAAGAGAGCAAGAAUGUACAGUGAACAGACAUGAUGUCCAAGGACCCAGGAGUGCGUCUGUUGGUUCUUCCAGCUAACAGUAGAAGGGAGGGGCUGCUUAAUAAUUUUGGACAUUGAGCUUAAUAGAUGAUAAGUGAAUGAUCUGAUAUUUUGAGAUUUUUGGACACCAUUCCCUUUGCCACAGUAACUUCUCUUGGUUGUACCAUAACCUGCCCAGGAGGUUGUUCUAGAGUGCAAUAUACUGUGUCAUACUUCAAAGACGUACAAAUGGGCUGGAGAGUUCAGUUCCCAACAUCCACACCAGGGUGAUUAUAGCUGCAUGUGAUUCCACUUCCAGGGACUCUGAGGCCCUCUCCUCAGCUCCAUAGAUACCUGCACUUAAUGUGCACAUACACACAGACCCACACACAAUUAAGAAUAAAACAAUUUUUAAAAGUAA
This is a messenger RNA of Mesocricetus auratus (golden hamster), 2494 nucleotides long. RefSeq names its product histidyl-tRNA synthetase 2, mitochondrial (gene Hars2). The transcript has 13 exons. Gene Ontology annotation, cellular component: mitochondrion; cytoplasm. Gene Ontology annotation, biological process: histidyl-tRNA aminoacylation. Lineage: Eukaryota; Metazoa; Chordata; Mammalia; Rodentia; Cricetidae. Gene Ontology annotation, molecular function: ATP binding; identical protein binding; histidine-tRNA ligase activity. Bases 176 to 1687 code for a protein of 503 amino acids. The record is from RefSeq and is a predicted model, not a curated record.